UUGAAGCCAAUACCUAUAUCUUCUUCUAAACCAACUCCUCUCUUCUGCUUGAUUCAUCAUCCCAAAGCUCUCCACACUCAUCAUUUCCCUCAAAACUACCUAGUUCUUAAUCCUCGUUGACAAAACCAUGGGCAACAUUUGCUCGAUUUCACUCCCUGCUGACCGCAUUGUCUCUAGCUUCUGGGAUGGCACUACUGAGCAUGCAAAUUACCUGCGCAAACUCCCUGAAAAUCUGGUAGAAUUGGGAACCGCUUGUGAAAGAUUGAGGGAGUUAAGGAACGAUGUGAAGAGGAUGGUGGAUAUUGCUGAGAGGGAACAAAUGCAGCCGCUGGACCAAGUACAAGGGUGGCUUUCAAGGGUUGAAACACUGGAAACUCAAGUCACUCAACUGAUUGGAGAUGGCACCGAGGAGGUUGAGAAGAAAUGUCUGGGUGGUUGCUGUCCUAGGCGUUGCAGGACCAGAUACAAGUUGGGGAAGAGAGUAGCUAGAAAGUUGAAAGAAGUUGACAUUCUAAUGAGCCAAAGACCUUCGGAUGUGAUGGCUGAGAGGUUACCUUCACCUCGCCUAAGUGAAAGGCCUAGUCAAGCAACUGUCGGCAUGAAUUCCAGAAUUGGUAAGGUUUGGAGUAGCCUUCAUCAAGAACAAGUGGGAAUUAUCGGCCUAUAUGGAUUAGGAGGAGUUGGGAAAACCACCCUUUUAACCCAAAUCAAUAAUGCUUUUACUAAAAGAACCCAUGAUUUUGAUUUUGUGAUCUGGGCUACAGUUUCCAAAAAUGUAAACCUUGAAAACAUUCAGGACGACAUCUGGAAGAAGAUAGGGUUUUGUGAUGAUAAAUGGAAAAACAAAAGUCGAGAUGAGAAAGCUACGAGCAUAUGGAGAGUCCUGAGCGAAAAGAGGUUUGUGCUGUUGCUAGAUGAUUUAUGGGAGCGGUUGGAUUUAUCAGACGUCGGGGUCCCAUUCCAAAAUAAGAAAAAUAAGAUAGUAUUCACCACUCGAUCAGAAGAGGUGUGCGCUCAAAUGGAAGCUGAUAAGAAGAUCAAAGUGGAAUGCCUAACAUGGACAGAAUCCUGGGAAUUGUUUCGAAUGAAGCUUGGAGAAGACACUCUCGAUUUCCAUCCUGAGAUACCAGAGCUCGCUCAAGCCGUCGCACAAGAGUGUUGCGGUUUGCCACUUGUGCUAACUACCAUGGGCAGGGCCAUGGCUUGUAAGAAGACACCGGAGGAAUGGAAGUAUGCAAUAAAAGUGUUACGAAGCUCUGCCUCAAAAUUUCCAGGUAUGGGGGACAGAGUGUUUCCUCUUUUAAAAUACAGUUAUGAUUGCUUACCCACCGAAGUUUCCAGAUCUUGCUUCUUGUAUUGUUCUCUAUAUCCGGAAGAUUAUCAAAUGCCAAAAUUAAGUUUGAUAAACCGUUGGAUUUGUGAAGGCUUUUUAGAUGAAUUUGAUGACAUGGAGGGAGCAAAAAACCAGGGUUACAACAUUAUUGGCACUCUGAUUCAUGCAUGUCUAUUAGAAGAAGGUGAUGUUGAUUAUAAAGUAAAACUGCAUGAUGUAAUCCGUGAUAUGGCAUUGUGGAUAGGUUGUGAAACUGGGAAGGAGCAGGACAAGUUCUUGGUGAAGGCCGGCAGUACGUUAACUGAAGCUCCUGAAGUUGCUGAAUGGAUGGGGCCAAAAAGGAUUUCACUGAUGGAUAACCAAAUUGAGGAACUAACAGGGUCUCCUAAGUGCCCCAAUCUCUCAACUUUGUUUCUUGCGGAUAAUAGUUUGAAGAUGAUCUCUGAUACUUUCUUCCAGUUUAUGCCAAGUCUAAGAGUUUUAGACUUGUCAAAAAAUAGCAUAACUGAAUUACCCAGGGGAAUCUCUAAUUUGGUUUCAUUACAGUAUCUCAACCUAUCACAAACUAACAUAAAAGAGUUGCCAAUUGAGUUGAAGAACCUGGAUAAAUUGAAAUGCUUGGUGUUGGUUGACAUGCCUCAACUUUCUUCAAUUCCAGAGCAGUUAAUAUCAAGUCUUUCAAUGUUGCAAGUUAUUGAUAUGUUCAACUCUGGAAUUUCUGAAAGAACAGUACUCAAAGAUGGUAUUUUGUCUGAUGAUAAUGAAGCCUUGGUUCAGGAAUUGGAGUCCUUAAAGUACUUGCAUGGUUUAGGCGUCAGUGUAAAAAGUGCCUCUGCUUUCAAAAGGCUUCUAAGCUCUUACAAGCUAAGAAUCUGCAUUUCCGGUCUAUGCCUCAAGAAUUUCAAUGGUUCAAGCUCUCUCAAUUUAACAUCUCUCAGCAAUGCAAAGUGUCUUUCUAGCCUCUAUAUCUCAAAAUGUGGCUCGUUGGAAGAUUUGGAGAUAGAUUGGGCUGGGGAAGGAAAGGAAACAGUGGAAUCUAAUUACCUUAACUCAAAGGUCAGUUCCCACAACAGUUUCCACAGCCUUGUGUGGCUAGGAAUCGAAAGGUGUUCGAGAUUGAAGGAUCUAACAUGGCUUGUUUUUGUUCCUAACCUUAAAGUGCUUACAAUAAUUGAUUGUGAUCAAAUGCAAGAAGUAAUAGGUACCGGUAAAUGUGGUGAAUCUGCAGAGAAUGGAGAAAACCUGAGUCCAUUUGUCAAACUCCAAGUACUUGAGUUAGAUGAUCUACCACAAUUGAAGAGCAUAUUUUGGAAAGCCCUGCCAUUUAUCUACUUAAAUACAAUCCAUGUACGUAAUUGUCCACUUCUAAAGAAGCUGCCACUCAGCGCCAACAGUGCCAAGGGAAAUCGAAUUGUCAUUGCAGGACACAACAAGUGGUGGAAUGAAGUAGAGUGGGAGGAUGAGGCUACCCAAAAUGUUUUUCUUCCAUGUUUCGUACCUGUUAGAGAAUAAGGGGCUGCAGCAAUCUCAGAGAGGCUACGAUGCGAUUCUAGGUGAGACCCUUUUCACAAUUAACUAUCAUUUGAUCCUGAAUAGGUAUUGGUCCAAAUAAAGCAUUCAAUUAUAGCAUCUUUUCAUGGUUGGUCCAAAUAUGUUGUUUCUCUUUGAAUUGCAAUAUUACAUUUUUUGUAUUCUAGGGAUUGUGAGAUGCAUUUUAUGAUUUGCGUAAACAAAAUUG
Molecule: messenger RNA, 3071 nt
Organism: Vitis vinifera (wine grape)
Lineage: Eukaryota; Viridiplantae; Streptophyta; Magnoliopsida; Vitales; Vitaceae
Product: disease resistance protein SUMM2-like
Exons: 1
Coding region: 128-2845 (905 amino acids)
Molecular function (GO): protein binding; ADP binding
Source: RefSeq, a predicted model, not a curated record